This is a messenger RNA of Aaosphaeria arxii CBS 175.79, 1782 nucleotides long. RefSeq names its product branched-chain amino acid aminotransferase II. Gene Ontology annotation, molecular function: branched-chain-amino-acid:2-oxoglutarate transaminase activity. Gene Ontology annotation, biological process: L-valine biosynthetic process; L-leucine biosynthetic process. Lineage: Eukaryota; Fungi; Ascomycota; Dothideomycetes; Pleosporales. Bases 241 to 1482 code for a protein of 413 amino acids. Gene Ontology annotation, cellular component: mitochondrion. The transcript has 3 exons. The record is from RefSeq and is a predicted model, not a curated record.
GUCAGACUCAUCGUACAGAAGCAAUUCAGCCCGGCCUAUCCGCUUGUUGCUAUUGUGAGCCGAUACUAUCCCGUGGGGGAGUCACAAAAGCCCGGGAGCACAAAGCGCCGAUAUCUCGGUCAGCUUCGGGGUCGUAAAUAUUUGGUCUGCCAUAAUUACCUACCACACAUCUCUCACAAGUGCUACUUCAAUCACGUUUCUUCCCUCAAUUUCGGGAUACCUCCACCACACACAUUCGCUAUGCUUCAACAACGGUCAGCGCGACUUCUGUCGCAAUUCUCUUCUGCUCCAUCCCGCGUCUUCACACCUGCUUAUUUGCGAUGUCGGCGGGCAUACAGCAUCCACGCUGAUGCCUCUGUGGGCACCAAAAUCCAGGACAUUGACCCAUCAAAGCUCUCCAUCACCAAGACGACAACACCGAAGGACUUACUGCCUCCUGAGGAAUUAGUAUUCGGACGCAAUUUCACAGAUCAUAUGUUAUCGCUUGAAUGGACUGCUUCCCAAGGAUGGCUACCAGCGCGCAUAACACCCUACCAGAACCUCUCCCUCGACCCAGCUACCUGCGUCUUCCACUAUGCUUUCGAAUGCUUCGAGGGUAUGAAGGCGUACAAGGACAAGAAUGGAAACAUCAGACUGUUCCGACCUGACAAGAACAUGGCGCGUUUGAACAAGUCGUCCGCACGUAUCGCUCUCCCUACCUUCGACCCAGACGCAAUGAUCGAUCUCAUCGGCCAAUUCGUGAAGUUGGAUUCGAGGUUCAUUCCUGAUGCCCGCGGAUACUCUCUCUACCUACGCCCCACAAUGAUUGGCACCCAGCGCACAUUGGGAGUUGGUCCUCCCGCUUCAGCACUCCUCUACGUGAUCGCCUCGCCUGUCGGCCCCUACUACCCUACCGGCUUCAAGGCCGUCUCAUUGGAGGCUACGGACUACGCCGUGCGAGCAUGGCCCGGCGGUGUCGGAGACAAGAAGUUGGGUGCCAACUACGCACCUUGCAUCCUGCCCCAGAUGCAAGCUGCCAGCCGUGGAUUCCACCAGAACCUGUGGCUAUUCGGCGAGGAGGAGUACGUCACUGAAGUUGGCACCAUGAACCUCUUCGCAGCCAUCAAGAACAAGGAGACUGGCCAGAAGGAGCUGUUGACCGCCCCUCUCGACGGUACCAUCCUCGAGGGUGUCACUCGCGAUUCCGUCAUCGGCCUUGCCAAGGAGCGACUCGAGCCUCAGGGCUGGAAGGUGACCGAGAGGAAGUUCACAAUGAAGGAGCUUGCGGAUGCGGCUGAUGAGGGCCGUAUGUUGGAGGUCUUUGGAGCCGGCACCGCCGCCAUCGUCAGCCCUGUCCGAAAGAUUAGCUGGAAGGGACGGUUGGUGGAGUGCGGAUUGGAGGAUAAUGUCGAGGCUGGGCCAAUUGCUCUGCAGAUGAAGGAAUGGAUGGAGGCCAUCCAGUAUGGUGAUGAGGAUCAUCCAUGGAGUUACAAGCUCGCCUAAAUCACUAGAGCGCAAGGGAGGUUUCCCUAUCUCGAUAUAUGAUUCUAAAUCGACUUCUUCAAAGAGUACGCAAAAGAGUUUGCUCGCAUAUCUUCUAUACAUCUAUCUAUUUGUACAUAGCGAUGAGCUGGAAGAGGGGCGUUGGGGUUAAUUUCAGCCCAGGACUAUAAUGUCCUCUGCCACCUUGGGAUGAUUUUCCCUUUUCAAUUUGCAAUUGACACAAGAAACAAAAGACAGCAAAAUUCAUCGAAAUUUCUACCCGAUUCAACCGAUGGGGACAGAUAAUAUUUUUCAUCUAGG